Molecule: messenger RNA, 13629 nt
Organism: Rhopilema esculentum
Lineage: Eukaryota; Metazoa; Cnidaria; Scyphozoa; Rhizostomeae; Rhizostomatidae
Product: putative E3 ubiquitin-protein ligase HERC1
Molecular function (GO): ubiquitin-protein transferase activity; protein binding
Source: RefSeq, a predicted model, not a curated record
UUCUAUAGACAGCAUUGUUUAUGAAGUUGGAUGCUUGGCUUUGGCAGUUGGUUUGAAGGAAAAUGUAAACUGAUUUUGCCAGAACUGAUUCGCAAAGUCGGCAAUAAAGAAGUGAAACAGACUACAAUAUCUGAUAUCAUAAGAUAUUGAUUCAAUCAAGAAAAGUGACAUGUGAUUUAAAAUUCUAUUUAAUUCCCGGCCGCUUGCUGCUGAGUUGGUUAGGCCCGCUGGCCUAGACCCCAGCAAAGAGAUAUGAGCGAGCCAAACCAGCUUACUAUCGAAAAUUUCUUAGAUUUCUUGAAUAGCCAGUCAAGGGAACUAUUCGAAUCCACUCAGCAGAGGGAAGAUAAUGAAGAGAUGCAAGAAGACGAGGAGAGAGCUGCUAACACUAAUAAUGAAAGACGAUCGUCUGGAGAAAAUGAGGGAAGGGAUGAUGUCUCUUGCGAAUUCUGGAGCACUGUUGAUACCAAGGUUUUAAUGGAUCGCAAGAAAACAUCGCUAUGUGCCGAAAGGCUUGCUAAAAAUUGUUGUCGGCAAACAAGCAAUCCUGCAGCCCCAUUUAUACAAGAAUACGAAGAAGAAUUUCCAGCACAAGAAGAUCCAUUGCAUUACCUUACUGAGUUGGUGAAAACGCAGAGAGGCGAACUGGUUGAUUAUCACGCGAAUUACCCAUUUUCAAUCGUACUUUUCAAGAGGUUGAGCAUCUUGCAAACUGUUUUUAAAUGUCUUUCUAAACAGUUUCAUUGCUCAAAGCAGCUGAGAGCCCCGAAGUCCAAAGGAAAAGAUUUAGAAAGAAAGAAGUCUGCAGCAAUAUCAGCUGAGGGUGCUGAUGUUAUGAUCCAGCUUGGAGUGAAAACAGGCCUAUCUCUUUUGUUUGCUCUGAUGAAGCAAGCAUGGAUGCAAAAUACAGAAUCAUCUGAAAUUUGUACUGAUGUCCUGGAUACAGUGUCUAGUGUUGUGAGUUCUCUGCCACCUUUGUCACUAGCGAAUGAUUCCAAAUUACCAAAGCUUGCAUUAACCAGCCUUGACCAGGUAAUGAAGUUUUUAAAAGAAGUCAUGAAAGGAAAAUUUCAAGUCAGUGCAACUGGAAGGCGCAUGUGUGCAGAAAUUUUGUUGGGUUUGGCAUUGCAGCGUGGGUCACUGCUUGCAGCUUUGGACUGGGUUGAAACUGGAUUUAUGUCAUGUUUGGCCUCACAUAGUGUCCAGUUUGAGAAGGAGACUGUAAAUUUGUGGCUGCAAAGACUGCAAAACUCAGGGAAUGGAGAAGAAGAAAAGGUUGAAGAGCUUAAUAUGCAAGUUGAGCAAGACAAUGAAACUGUGCCUCUGUGCCUUGCAGCAUUGAAAAUUUUUAAACAGGUAUCUAAACUGGCUGUUGAUUAUGUGAGAAAUUUGUCCCUUUUCAAUGAUGUGAGUGGUGGUGGCAAAGAUAAAGAUGACAUCAAGCAAAAUGAAGCAUUUGUUUGGGGAAGCAACAGCAGCUGCCAGUUUGGAGAACAGCUUCAUGACAAAGUUAUGUUAUGUAAAAAGAGCAAAGUGUUUGUGAAAGCAUGUCAGGUGGAAGCAGGACAGUAUUGCUCAUUUGCUGUUGAUAAAGAUGGAGUCCUCUUUGGUUGUGGGAAGGGAAGUUAUGGCAGACUCGGCAUGGGUGAUUCACUGAACCAGCCAAAGUUAAGAAGGACUUUAUUGCCAUCUGGGAAAGUUGUUUGCCAAGUAUCGUCCUCCAAAGGCUCUGACGGUCAUACCCUGGCUUUAACAACGAAUGGAGAAGUCUUCAGCUGGGGAGAUGGUGAUUAUGGCAAGCUUGGGCAUGGCAACACCCUGAUGCAGAAAGUGCCGAAACGCAUACAAUGUGUAUUGAAAGGAAAGUUCGUGAGGUUUAUAUCAGCUGGCAACAGACAUAGCGCCGCAGUGACAGAUGAAGGCGAGUUGUAUACUUGGGGUGAAGGGGACUAUGGUCGGCUAGGACAUGGGGACAGUUCAAGCAAAAGCAUUCCAACUUUGGUCAAGAAUGUUGGUCUUAUCGGCCAGGUUGCUUGUGGAAGCUCUCAUACGAUUGCCUUGUCACAGGACGGAACUUCUGUUUGGUCAUUUGGUGCUGGAGACAGCGGCAAACUUGGGCAUGGAGAUAACAAUAGAGUCUUCAACCCGAAGUUGAUUGAAUCUCUGCAAGGAAUUCAUCUGCGAAAAAUUGCUGCUGGGUGUCAAGCCUCGGUUGCCCUCACUUCUGGGGGUCAGGUUUAUGCCUGGGGCUGUGGUCCUUGCUUGGCUACAGGAUCAGCUGAUUCCGUUCAUCUCUUGCCAAAGCUCAUUGAGUCGUUGGACAGCCUUUUCAUUGAGGACGUUGUCAUGGGUGACAAUCACUGCUUAGCUCUAACAAGACAAUACGAAGUCAUAGCAUGGGGAAAUAAUUCAAUGGGUCAGUGUGGAUUGGGUCAUUGCGUUACCCCCGUUGCUACCCCAAGAAAGGUCCCAGGUCUUGAAGGCAUCAAAAUUCAACAGAUUGCAGCCGGCACUUCUCACUCAAUUGUCUGCACUGCAGCCCCUCCAAACAGACGAAUAAUAGCACAACAGCGCCCCUACUGUAUACAGCUGCGAAAAGAAACUUUUGUAAAACUGAAAGAUCUUUUAGAGUUUUUCCGAUGUCAGAAAGAGAGCUUAGAAUCUAUGAAAGGGGAAGAAGAGAGUUAUGGUGAAGAAAUGGUUCUGAGUGUCCUGGAUCUUCUAAAAUGCCAUCUUGUCCUCGCCAUAAAAGACAUAUCUGUAGGAGAUCUGUUGGAAGGUGAAGCCAAAGAGAUUCGGAAGCUGUUGUUUCGCCUGAUCGACCUACCGCUUUCUGCCAAAGUGCAUCAGGCCAUCAUCGAAACGACGAAACUUGGUGCCCAGAUCCUUUUGCCAAAUUUGCAUGAGUGUGUUGAGCUGUUGUACGAACUUCUGCCGCAGCAAGUUUCUUCGUCUGGACAAAUAUCAAGAGGAAACAUGCUACAGCUUGAAGUGGUCCUCGAAAGCUUAAAUGAUGACUUACAGAUUUCAGAACUGUUUGGCUUCACCCAGUCCAGCAACUCCGAGAUUAAAAGUGACGAUAACGCAUCGGAUGAUAUUGCCAUUGCCGAUGAGAUUCCACUGAGAUUAAAAUCAUGCGAAACACUCAUGAAAAUGCUCCUUUGGAAUCUUGGUUUCUUUACUGAGCAAAGACUUUCGAGAAUUUUGGAUUCAGAUAAAACUGACGACACAGAAAGAAAGUAUGAAAUUUCAAUGGAAAGAAAAACAGUCGAGUUACUGCACUCGAUGCAGAAACAUUUGUUAGCUGCUCUGAUGUGGAAGAAAACCAACAAGCAUAUCAAGGAAUACGUGGCGGUUUUGCAUCGGCAUUUCCAGUUGGCAUUGUCUCUUGCCAAAUCAACCAUAAUCGACUGCUUGGAGACUGCCGCAAAGGUUGAGGAAAUGGGCAAGAUGUCAUCUCGUAAAUGGCUCCUGCUUGAUAUCCUUUCGGAAUCAGCAGCUGGUCACAUGCUCGUUAUGAUCGUUCAUGCAAUUCUUUUUUUGCCUUCUGAUCUUUCCAUUCCUUACUUUGACGCUGUCUGUGAUCUGUUGCCUGGCCUAGACAAACUGUCACGUCUAUCCUCUGCGGUGGAGGUUCUGGACCAACAAGAAGUCACAUGGCCCAAAAAUGAGUCAUUCGGGACCCUCGAUCCGUGCAACCUGCCGCUCCCGCAGCCUACAAACAGUUGGACCUGGAUCGUUGACUUAGAAAGGACUGUCGCUUUCCUAGUUGGCCGAUGCGUCAACAAAAUGCUGCAUUGUCUUCCGUUGCUGAAUUCAGAAAUUAGGGCAGCUGAGUGGCUCGAGCUUUGUUUGUUCAGAAAUGGGUUAAAAAGCAGCAAGGAUGCAGAGCUAGGCUCAUUUCUUGACACUGUUGACAACGCACUCCGUUCCUUCGACAAUGCAACCAUUGACAACUUCAAGUCAGAGUUAGGCCAACUUCAAAAUGACUUGCCAAUCGACCUUGGAAAUGGGUCAUCAAACAUUGAAGCAAAAACGUUGUGGAGAGACUUCGUUGAGUAUGGCAUUAUUCGAGAGCUUGCGAAUGAAUCGCAAGAAAGCUCAAUAGAUUUCGUACAAGUCACUGUGAAAUUUGUACUCGCUGCAAUGAUCAAACAAUUUGGAAUCACUUGUGAUAAAAACCUCGUCAAAAGUCCGUAUCUCACAAGCAUAUACGAAGCUGUGUUCUCAAUUGAAAACCUCGUGUAUACCAUUUUGAAAACUGACGGGGUAACACAGAAGGAAAGCUCUACUGGGCAAAACGAAAUACAAGCAAAGCUUCUGGAAAACUGCAAAUCCAUCGUUCGUAAUUGCCUCUAUCUUCUUGCUUUUGUCAAUCCGUGCAUAAGUGAAGACCGUCCGACGAUCGACGAUAAGAAUUCGCUACUUGAAGCUAUUUUAUGGUUCAUCAUGAAAGACUUUGAUCGAGAUCUUCUGUCAGAUCACGAUCGGAAGAAGUACGCGCUAAACAAACUCAUGAACAUUGCAUUUGCCGAUAUAACAACUACUUUCAGGUCACAUCAAAUCAGAGCAGAGAGAAGAAUCAAGGCCCUGGAAUUUCUGUCGUCAUUCAACCUCGUUUCGAGUCCACAUAACGAGGCGAAUGCCCUCGAAGCUUCUGCGGCAGUUCUAAAGAAUUUGGUGCCAUCUGCUCAGCUUUAUUUCCUGAUCGAGGCUCAUGGUUUGGGAGUAUGCGCAGAGGACGCAACAGAUCAUGGAAUGAUGAGUUGGAAGCAAAAUGUUGAGAAUGCAACCUCUGAGACUCUUCUUAGACUUGGCGAAGUAAUCGAGAGAUAUUUUGUCAACAUUGUCCACCACAUUCGACAUGCUGAAGAAAUUAUUCACCGAGGAUAUGCAGAGAUGUUUAGCGGUGUUUUCAUGAUGGCGCUGUCAGAAUUCAGAUUGCAAAGCACAGAUGUAGAGCUUCGUUUAAUUAAAGAUUUGUCUUCUGUUCUUGUGAGCAAAUAUAUUUUGCCAAGCUUGAUGAGCAAAACAACUCAGAAACAGCCAUCAAAGCUUGAGUAUAUAUGCACAACGUUAAUGAAGACUUUGACAUUGCAAAUUGGAAUGAGCGGUAUGACGUCAGAAGAGUGCCUUAGUCACGUGGUGUCAACACAGAUGCUUGUAUUUCGAACUCUGAAGAGUAACGUGGCAACAUUGCAUGAUGGUGAAAUUGAUCUAUGCGACUGUUUGGUUUUCCUGAAAAGAUUUUCCCUAAUGAGCAACGCACCAAGGAAGCAUUUUGUGGCACAGGGAUUUCCUUCUGAGCUUAUCGAUAUUGCAGGGUCUGCUGGUUAUGGCAUUAAAACAAGAAUUCUGGCCUUGAAGAUGCUACAAAUUAUUUUACCAUCAAUUUCAUCGGAUGCUUCAAAUAAAAUCGACCCGGAGCAGACGAUUUCUGGGCUGCUCUCAAUCAUACCCAACGCCCUUCUGAAGGAGCCUUUGCAGUGUCAGAGAUCAGCACCCCCGUCUUAUUGGUCGCAAUCUCCUUCUGACUGCGAGACUCUUCCCGUUGUUUUCGAUGCGAUUCGUGGCAAGGGAUGCGGUAUCGUGAAUACGAAUACAGUGAAACAUUCAGUCGGGGGUAAAGCUAUUGGCGUUGUGAAGCAGCCAAUGGCAACGGGCUGUUUCCAAUGGAAUGUAUAUAUAGAACACGAGACAAAGGGAAACGAGGGCACAUGCAUUGGUAUAACAAAGUUCCCAUUUGAAGAUCUCAGCUACAAGACCUCGUCUGACAUAUGGGUUUACCGAGCUUAUAGUGGGCUUGUCUACCACUCAGGCAGCCAGCUAUCAGAGGAGGUGUUUGAAUGCUUCAGCCAAGGGGAUUAUAUCACUUGCAUUUUGGAUCUGAACUCUAGAAUCCUUUUGUUUGGUAAAAACGGAGAGGAGCCUCGCGUCGCCUUUCACAAUCUACCAUAUGUUGACUUCUACCCCUGUGUUAUCUUCUACAGCAACACCCCAGUCGGACAGGUGACAAUCAGCGAAAUGAAGCGUUUCUCAAAUAAAGAUGUUGUUUAUGAUGGCACUCCUUACUGUGCCCCACCAUCUUUCACCAUUGCAGAGCAGACAAUUUGCUUGUUGAGAACCCUGUACGCACAGGACCUUUGGAGGGAGGAAAUGCAAAAAGCAUUCACAGAUAUUGUCGAGAAACUUGAUGGCCUAUCAAUGGAUCACCCUCAGGACAAACGAUUGUCCAAUCAAAUCGAGGAGAAAGCCCCUGGAGCGCUUUCAUUGCUUGGCUUUAUCGGUGACUUCGAUAGUGGAUUACGAAUUGGGUGCCAAUGCCGACACAACAGUGCCAAAGGAUAUGUGAUGGGUGGAGUCAGCCAAAACUGUUCAUUGCUAAGGGUGCAAGAGAUGGAAGAAGGAAAACGAAAUAGUCUGUACAAUAGCUCAGUGCUUCUGCCCGUGCAAUCAUCAAAACUCAGCUUUGGCGAAUCUGUUCCGUUUUUCUUAAAGCUACUCAAAGCCUCAAUUACACUGACCUCAGAAACCUGCGAGUCUAUUAGUUUUGAAUAUCUGGCUAAAUCACGGACUGGUGUCAGCCCACAAGAAGAACUAAAUCACGUAGAACUAAGCCAGUUGAUGCUUUGCGGACUUAAAUCAGUUCUCGCCCUGGUUCAAUCGGCGACAUUCGGACAGUUGAUUUUUAAGCAUUAUCAUCUCAGAAAAUACAAGGCAAGAAAAAGAGGAACUCCGGACAAAGAAGAUAAAGAAGAGUACGUUUUGAACACCGAUUUAUUUCGAAAGCUUUUCAAGAGUCUUUUGCAAUUCAGUCUGGAAAAGAGCCCAAUAAACGCGAAAUUUGAAAUUACUGAUUUUGAGAGAUGCCUAUCAGUUCUUUACUGCAAGGCAGUGCAGUCUGUGGAGGAAGGGAAUGGCGGUGUCGAUGUUUCUACCUGUGAAAGUGAAAGUGAUUUGGUUCAAGAUGUGAUCCAAAACGCCACUCUAGUUGACAAUACGACAGACGCAGAUGCAAAAAACAAAAAAUUCGAGACCGACUUGCCCGGUUCAUCGCCAUUGACCGCUUCCGGAUCUGAACCCCACUUUUCAAACCAAAGAGAGGCAUUUGCAUAUUCAGUACGACAAAUGCGUGAACAAUGUCGGGAAAGCGGCGAGCUAAGGCAGCGUCGACUCGCCCGUGGCCGGAUAGCUACGCUGGAUCCGUUAUUCGGUCCGGCCACAAGGAGCUCGCGGGAACAAGGUAGCAGUUUGGCACCAUCGUUGGCUUCAUUGGCAUUUAGACGGGGGAGACGUAUAGAUUUUGAUGCCCCAGCCUCAUUAACAAGUGGAGCGACUAACGCGCUUCCAUCGGUUGAGCCUCUUAUUGAAAUGGGGUUCACAAGGAGGCAUAUUGACUUGGCGCUCAGUGCUAAUAAUGGACGAAGAAGCAUAAUGAGUCUUGUCACGUGGCUAUUGGAGCACCCUCUUUCUGAUACAGAGGAUAAUGACACAGAAAAUGCCACGGGUGCAAGCAGUACCACAGAGAUUGACAGUGUGGGUAGGACGGUUAUGCAGGCUGAAAUGAGAAUAGGCGAAGAAGACGAGGAUGGCUGCGGCAAUGUGGAUAAUUAUGAAACGGUGGACAUGUCUGCCGAUAGUGAUGAUAGCGACAUUGGAACAGAUGACAGCUCGCCUAAUUUUGGUGCCAUUUCUGGGGAUCUUAGCACAUUAGAACGAUUCUUCGUAGAGCCAAGAGUUGAUGAUCCAUUGAUGGUAUUAAACGAACCAGCUAGGCCAUCCUCGUCAAAUGCUGUUGUUUCUUGUGAAAUUUGCCAAAGAACUGUUAAAUCAUUUAAUAACCACAUGCGUGCGCAGCAUCCUGGCUGUGGCACUAGCAACAGUCGUCAUGGUUACCGUAGCAAUGGGCAAUAUGUUGAUGGUUGGUUUGGUGGGACCUGUGGCACGGGCAGUCCUUAUUACCUGUUGUGUAUAAAUUGUCGUAAAAUGUACAUGGAUCAGCAUAAAGAGAGAGAGUAUUUUGCAGCCUUCCCUCAGAGUCAUCCAUUCGAUUUGCGGACAGUUGCGGACGCGCCAGAUUUGCUUGGAGUUGAAAUAACUGAAGAUGAGGGGCCAUCAUGCACAACACCUACUCCACAAACAAAGCGUGUCUCUUUUUGCAUCCAAGAAUCCGCCUCUGAUUCCAACAGUCAACUUUCUGCGAUUGGCCUAACUGACUGCAAAUACACGCCUCCCGUUGUUGAAUUCCCUAGCCAAGAUCCUCUUGGGCAAAUGUCGGUUGAAACAAACUAUUCUAGCCUCCUUGGGAACGAUUCAAAUGAAAGCACAACUCCACUGUCCUUUAGAAAACCGUUAGGAGUUCAAGCAAACAGCAUCAAGCAACAGAAAGGUCGCUUGUAUGCCCUAGAGCGGAUAACUAAAGCCAGCAGGGUCCUUGUUUCAAGAAGUAUUGUGUUUUCAGUUCUCGAUGCCCUGGUAAGGAUAUUAAGCUUCAACGAAAUUAGUGUCGCCUUGGCAGAGCUAGGUCUAAAUGAAGUACAGGCAUUUAUAGACUUUUUAUUGAUGUAUCAAAACAUAUCAACUGAUGAGCGCACUAGAUCUGAUGGCCUAGCUGAAAGUGGUCGGGAUGGAAGUGAUUCAGGCUGCAAAGUUUUGUCGGUCAUUAUCAAAGUGUUUAUAUGUCAAAAUGAAAGAUCGAUGAACAAUGUUGCACGGUAUUGCAGUGAUGUUUUGCUACGAGAAGCCAAAGAUUCAAGAAAUGCCACAAAGAAGAAAGUUUCUAAUAACGAAACUACAGAUGAAGAAAAAGAGCUUUCAAGCGGAAGAGGAAAUGAAGUCAAGUUCAUUCAGUCGCUUGUCGAAUUGUUCAGUUGCGAAGAAAUUUCCGGAUCACUUAACAGUUGUAGUAAAAAGACGACAGUUCUCGAAUUGAUCGAAUCUUUAUCGGCAUGCUGUCUCUCGACUCAUCUGCCAUCUUACUUUCGACAAUGGUCUGCUGUGCAAAUGGUAAGGAUUUUUUCUUCAAUGGCAAACAGAGGCUCAGCUCCUUUGAAACUUACAUCUGCAGAUCUUAACGGUGACCUUCCUAAAUGCGGUAUGUCAACAUUCAGAAAUGAUGAUGGUGAAAUCUUCGAUUGCUUAUGGAAUGCUGCAAAGAGUCUUCUUAUUUCAAGCGGUGAGGAUACAACACUAAUAUGGAAGUUUAGCAGCCGUGGUCGAAGUAUGAUGCAACAGAAACUGGAUUUCCUAGACUACAGUCACUGCCUCCGUGAUUGGAGCAACCAAGAGACGAACAUCAGUAACUUACGAUGCAACCCUUCUGGUACGCUGAUCUGUGGCUCAAAAGGCAGUUUGAUAAGCAUAUGGGCGGUGUCAGGCGGACACCCACACGUGGAUAGCAGCCCGAGUCAUAUCAUGUGUUUAGCAUGGCCUAGUGUUUCUGAGUCAAGUCUGAAACAAGGCAGGAGCAAAGAUGCGCUACUGCUUGGGCGCAUUGAUGGGUCAGUGGCUAUUAUUGACAUCAAGGAUAGCAAUAAUUUCAACCGUGUAGAGGUAGAGCAGUGCAGAAGGGAAGUUCCCGUUUGCGCCUUGACUUGGCACAACAUAAAGGAAUCUUUCGUCAUCGGCUACAUUGAUGGAGUGGUUAUCGUUGCUAGGAAGGACAGUGAACUCAUGAAGAAGUUUCAGGGACACGAGGAGAUUAUUUUAAUGCUGCAGUUUUCCUCAACUGGAGAAUGUUUUGCAUCGCUGGCAGAAAAUCAAUUUGUCAAGAUUUGGCGCGAAGUCCAAGAUGGUGUUGUUUUACUCCACUCUCUGAAGCACGUUUGUUGCAGCCCGACCGUUUUUUGCUGGAAUCCAUCGCUCCUCCCAGAUGGCACAAUUCAAAUAGCCACUGGCUGUACCACUGGAGAAAUCCAUAUUUGGAAUCUGCACAAAGCCUUGACAAAAGAAGAUAUAGAAAGUGACGAUGCACCUGCUUUCUCUGACACAUCAACCUCGAAAUCAGACCAAGAGCCUCAAACAGCGGCUGACGGUACCCUAGUUACAAGCGAGGGACAGCAAGAUGGCAGACAUUGGCUGCAGGAGUUUAAUACUGGAAAAGAAAAACCGUCCUUGUCUCUUAGUGGACAUGAAGGAAUCAUUGUUUGUUUAGAUUAUAACAAUGCUGGAACAAUGCUUGCAACAGGCUGUGCCAAUGGUAUCGUGAACAUUUGGUCCCUUCAAGAUGGCCUUGUUGUCCAGACGCACCGUGACGAGGCAGCGAUAACAAAUCUCGUUUGGAUGAAUGAUCAUGGCUUAGCAGUUACUUCAAAGGGUAGUCACGAGAUCGCUGUUAUAAAGGUUACAAAAGACCAAAGGGAAAAAUUGAGGCUGCUUGCGCAUUGCAGAAUGAGGCUGAUUGAACAUGGCAUCUCUGGGUUGAGUCAGUCUUUCUACUUACGAGCAUUUUUAGAGAGGUUACCAACAAUGCUACAGGACCAAUACAAUUAUGAAGAGAACCAAAUUAACAUUCUCACACAAUUAAAACACAGUCAGUUGAUGUCAGCACUCGCCGAGUUAGCGAUUUUUCUGAAGCUCGAAGAUAUUUUUACGCCGUCUGCAAAAGACCGUCUUUCUAAUGAAAGCUGUAUACAAGAUUGGUCCUGGUUUCAAACUCUUUGCCUGACAGCUGGAGUUACGGAUGCAAUUUUCAAACGACAGCAACUUCCACAAGCAUUUAUCCAAGGCAGUGAGGCAAAGGAUUCGGCUGGAUUGGAUAAUUUGAGGUGGACUUUUGCAAUGGAUGAGCAAAUCGCAUUAUGGGCCAGUAAACGGCCAGGGGAUUGGGAGAUUGAAAUCCCAAAGGAUGUCUACAUUUGGGGAUCUGGGUCUCAUGGCCAACUUUGUGGCCUUGGAACGAGCAUUUCAGAGCCAGAACUUGCGACAUCAGCUACCCAAGUAAGGCAGAUUGUAUGUGGGCAAAACUGCACAUUUGUGGUGCAAGUAAAUGGAACAGUUCUCGCUUGUGGCGAAGGAAGUUAUGGACGCCUGGGGCAAGGAAACUCAGAUGAUAUGGUGACACUGACACCAAUAUCUGCGCUUGCAGGUUACGUUGUUGUGCAGCUAGCAACAUCUCUUGGAUCUGACGGGCAUUCUUUGGCCUUGACCGAUUCUGGGGAAGUGUUCAGUUGGGGAGACGGCGAUUAUGGAAAACUUGGUCAUGGAUCAAGUGAAAGACAAAGAAAACCAAAGUUAAUAAUGGCUCUGCAAGGAGAGGAAGUCAUCCAGGUCGCUUGCGGACACAAGAGUUCUGCUGUUAUUACUUCGGACGGAAAGCUUUUCACAUUUGGAAAUGGUGAUUUUGGUAAGCUGGGAGAUGGUACCUCACAGAACAAGAAACUGCCGCAAAGAAUCCAAGUUAACGGUGAAAAGUUUGGCCAAGUCUCUUGUGGGCUAAAUCAUACGCUUGUGGUAUCGUCUGAUGGUAAUACCCUCUUUGCAUUCGGAGAGGGAGAGUUUGGUCAACUUGGAAUCGGAAUCUGCUCACACAAGUCUACGCCAACGGUUGUGAGCCAGUUAAGCAACAAGGAGCUCAAAAAGGUCGCUUGUGGCACUCAAUUCUCAGUCGCUCUUACAAAGGCAGGGAAAGUCUACAUAUUCGGAUAUUCCCGAUCUAUUGGAUUGAACGAAAGAAGACGAAAUGAUCAUUCGUACCCGAUGUUGGUGUCUUCUUUCGGUGACGCUGUAAUUUGGGACAUUGCAGUUGGCUGUGAGUUCAUUUUAGCCCUCGACUCGAAAGGUGAUGUUUGGUCAUGGGGUAACAACAAUGAUGGACAGCUUGGGUUGAGCCACUCUGACUUGCAGCCUAUCCCAACGAAAGUCCCCAAGCUAGUGGGCAAGAGCAUUGCACAGAUAUCUGCAGGAAAGUCGCAUAGUGCAGCGUGGAUGGCCUCCCCCCUACCCGUUAAUCGAUCCGGCCUGAGUGAGUUGGGUGUUCCAAAGAACAUCCCUCGAGAGUUUGCUGCUCUUAAAGAAUGCAGAAUCGUUGAUGUUAGAGAACGACUGGGGAUCUUGCAGAGAUUUUCAGAUCUGGUUUCUAAGUCAUGGAGAUUGAUCGAUUUUAGAGAAAAUGAGGGAGCUCUGUCACGAUCUGUCGAAGGAAUUCGCAAUGGUAGACUGCGUUCUUUAUUGUCGCCUCGUGUUCACUCGCUGCCUCUUGUGCGUGCUGUCAACAGAACGAUGAUCAACCAUAAAAAUAGUGGUCCCCAGAUUCGAGUGAAGAGGUUCGACAGCAAGGGCAAGAAAUGCGACUCCGUGUUCAGGCAGGUUGCAAAGCAAGUCCUGAAGCACAAACCAAGGGAUUUAUGUUUCCCUUCUCGCGCAUGGAAGAUUCGUUUGGUCGAUGAGGCUGCAGAUGAUGCUGGUGGGGUAUUUGAUGAGAUUAUGACUGAAAUGUGUCAGGAGCUUGAAUCAGAUGAGCUUGACUUGAAGCUGUUAAUACCCACACCAAACAGUGUUUCUGAUGUUGGAUAUAAUAGAGAUCGGUUCAUUUUAAACCCUAAUGCAAAUUCGAAAGAAGAGCUGGAGCAUCUACGAUUUCUAGGCAUCUUAAUGGGAAUCGCAAUUAGAACGAAAAAACCCCUGAAUCUUCAUUUAGCUCCAACUGUUUGGAAACAGCUCGUCAGCAUCAAGCUUUCUGUAGAAGACAUUGAAGAAGUCGAUAUGCUAUUCCUGAGGACAAUUCGAGGCAUCAGGGAUAUUGAAAAGAGUGGAAUUGACGAGGACUCCUUUUCAGAGACAAUCCCCCUUGAGUCUUUCGAAAGCCAAGGCUCAGACGGCAGAUUUGUUCCUGUUAUACCGGGCGGUCAAAGUAAACCGCUGACUUUUAAUAACAGAGUUGAGUAUGUAGACCAUGCGAUCCGGCACCGGCUUGAAGAGUCAACUGCGCAGGCCGCGGCCGUCCAGGAGGGGCUGAAAGGAAUCAUUCCGGUUCCGGUUCUUAAUCUUAUGAAACCGGAGACGUUUGAAGAGCUUGUUUGCGGUGCCGGUACUAUUGAUACUGAAGUACUAAAGAAAAUAGUCAGGUACCGAGAACUGAAGCAAAGCAGUACAUCAGUAGUCUGGCUGUGGGAAAUUCUCCAGUCCUUAGACCAGGAAGAACGGAUGCUGUUUUUGAGAUUCAUAUCAGGAAGAUCACGAUUGCCAGCGAACAUUUCUGAUUUUCCGCAAAAACUGCAAAUUAUAGGAGUCGAUAAGCCUGUAGAUGGCCUUCCGACUGCACAAACAUGUUUCUUGGUGCUUCGAUUGCCACCUUACACAUCGAAGGAAAUAAUGACUGAGAGAAUACGCUAUGCUAUUCACAAUUGCCGUGCUAUUGACAUGGACAAUUAUAUGCUUGAACGCAAUCAACGCGAGGAUUCAGACAGCUCAAGCUAAGACGUUCUGUAGUGUUUAUAUAACUGUAAUAUUUGUUAGAGCCAAUGUUUCUUAGUUGUUUAUUCAUAUUAACACCUGACCUAGGAUGUAGUAAAAAUUGGGGAUGCUAAUAUUCUCACACCAAUAAUCCAGUAUCCCCUACAAUAUUUCCGUUAUUUUAAAUAUCAAACAUCUUGCAUUCAUCUUGAAAGUUUCCAGCCCUGAAACGACCCA